This is a messenger RNA of Lolium rigidum, 495 nucleotides long. RefSeq names its product SKP1-like protein 4. The transcript is spliced from 3 exons. Lineage: Eukaryota; Viridiplantae; Streptophyta; Magnoliopsida; Poales; Poaceae. Gene Ontology annotation, cellular component: nucleus; cytoplasm. Gene Ontology annotation, biological process: SCF-dependent proteasomal ubiquitin-dependent protein catabolic process. Gene Ontology annotation, molecular function: cullin family protein binding. The coding region runs from base 1 to 495 and encodes 164 amino acids. The record is from RefSeq and is a predicted model, not a curated record.
AUGUGCGUGCUUGCGUUCAUAGCAUUGAGGAUGGUUCUUCUCGUUAGCUCCGACGGGGAGGAGUUCGAGGUGGCGGACGAGGCGAUCGGCAAGGCUUCGGGGAUGAUCAAGGGCUGUCUGGACGAGGACUGCGCCACCAACGGCCAGGUCCCGAUCCCCAACGUCACCGGCCGCAUCCUCUCCCGCAUCCUCGAGUACGUCAACAAGCACUUCUCCGAGCCCCAUGACGACUUCCAGAUCCCCAACGCCGACGACCCGCUCAAGCGCUUCGACGACGCGUUCGUCCAGGUCGACCAGGACACGCUGUUCGACCUCAUCACCGCCGCCAACUACCUUAACAUCAAUAGCUUGCUCGACCUGACCUGCAAGGCGGUGGCGGACCAGAUGAGGGGCAAGACCACGGAGGAGACCCGCAAGCACUUCAACAUCGUCAACGACUACACCCCGGAGGAGGAGGAGGAGGUCCGCAGAGAGAACUCGUGGGCCUUCGAGUAG